CCCCUUCCCUCCCCCUGGGCUCUUCCAGCCCGGCUCGGACCAAUCGCGCCGGCUCCAACGUGUCCAGGUUGGCGGCCCCGGAGCUCGGCCGCCUGGAUGCCCAAGGCUAAAGCACCAGAGGGCCGGGAGCCGGGUGCCCCGAGUAGGGAGCCAAGUCCUAGGGUACGCCCGGGCCGCGGCCCUGAUGACUGAGCUCCAGCAAGAGGUGGAGGACGCCAAGCCCGCCAAAGUGCUCGGCAAGAGAGAAGGCAAAGUUGGCCCAGCCCACUUAGAGGCUGAGAAUGGUGUGGAGGAUAGGAAGAAGAUCAGCAAGUCGCCAACGGCCCAGUCCCCUACCUCGUCAGUGGAGGCCGAGUCCCCAGACCAGAAGAGAAGCAUUGGCCUGUGGUCAAAAUCCAGUUUUGAUGGUUCCACGUGGUCGGGUGAUAAGCAUGAGUGUAAAGCAGAAAGUAAGACUGAAAGAAAGAAAUCUUCGUCUUCCAGCCAGUACAAGGCGAACAUGCACUUUCAUAAGUUAUUUCUUGAUGUCCCGACUGAAGAGCCACUGAGGCAAAGCUUUACCUGUGCUCUCCAGAAAGAAAUUCUAUACCAAGGAAAGCUCUUCGUGUCGGAAAACUGGAUUUGUUUUCAUUCCAAAGUCUUUGGAAAAGACACUAAGAUCUCUAUCCCAGCUUUCUCCGUCACCCUGAUAAAGAAAACCAAAACCGCCCUUCUGGUGCCAAAUGCCCUGAUCAUAUCGACGGUCACAGACAGGUACAUAUUUGUCUCCUUACUCUCCAGAGACUCAACAUACAAACUGCUAAAAUCUGUGUGUGGACACUUGGAGAACACUAGUGUGGGUAACAGUCCCAACCCGUCUUCUGCUGAAAAUAGUUUCCGAGCAGAUCGCCCUUCAUCUCUGCCUCUGGAUUUCAACGAUGAAUUCUCAGACCUGGAUGGAGUGGUUCGACAACGGAGGCAAGACAUGGAAGGGUACAGCAGCUCCGGCUCGCAGACUCCGGAAUCCGAGAACUCCCGAGACUUCCACGUGACCGAGUCUCAGACGCUUCUGAAUGUCACCAAGGGUGAAACAAAACCACCUCGGACAGAUGCCCACGGGAACAGAGCCCCUGAUGGAAAAGCUAAGAGCCUGCCUGCGCAUGGUCAGUCAGAAACUAUUGGGAUUUUGCCUAAAGUCACGUCUCAGAAAUGUCCAGCUCUCCGCCAUAUUCUUAUAUUCUAUGCAAUUGUUGUCUGUGCACUGAUCGCCUCCACUUUCUACAUGAGAUACAGAAUUAACGCUCUGGAGGAGCGCCUGGGAUCCCUGACAUCCAUUGUGGAUCCCUACAGUACUGGGCAGACAGUCCCAUCGGGCCUGGGAUCACCAGUACAGUUAAAUGUGGAGGCCCUCUGCCAAGAACUUACAGCUAACAUAGUGAAAUUAGAAAAGAUACAAAACAACUUACAAAAGCUGCUUGAGAACGGUGACUGAGUGACCAGAUGCUGGGGCCAACAUAAUACCUCGUUUUCCCUUGAAGAAGGUGCUUCCCGAGAGAGUCUGCUGUGCGCCCCCUGCUGGCCAGAGGCGCAAGAGGCUGAGAAUCCAGAUGUGUUUGCACUUGGAGCUCUCCAGCUCAGGAAAGGGGGAAAGGGAAUGGUUUUGCUUUUGUGCAAUAAAAGUUGACCUUGUCUCUGCUGCUGCCUGAAGAAAACAGACCCAUCUCGGGAGGUGAGCAAGGUCCUGGAGGACACCUGUAGCUCGAGAGUUAUGGUGAUGGUCAGUACACACUGCACUCCAUGCUUUUCAGCCCUCCCCAGCCUCCUCUCGGCUCCCUUCGCCCAUCCCAACCAACCUUCAGACCUAAGGGUACGCCAUAUACCAACAAACUCAACAUGGCCCUUUAAAUUAGCCACGAGCCUCCAAGAAGGCAGUGAAUAUUUCCAGAUGAACAGGCUUGCUUCAGACACCUGCAUUUUGGUCUCUUUUUUUGUUUUUUGUUGGGUUUUUUUUCCCCCUUCUGUGCUUAUGU
Molecule: messenger RNA, 2009 nt
Organism: Onychomys torridus (southern grasshopper mouse)
Lineage: Eukaryota; Metazoa; Chordata; Mammalia; Rodentia; Cricetidae
Gene: Gramd2b
Product: GRAM domain containing 2B
Exons: 14
Coding region: 185-1471 (428 amino acids)
Source: RefSeq, a predicted model, not a curated record